AUGCCAUCACGUGUUAAUCCUCCAUAUUCAUUAUCAACGAAUGAUCAUGAAAAAAAACCCUAUAGUAAUAUACAACAACAACAACCAACUUCCAAUUUUCAAUAUAAUCCAUGGGAUUUUGAAUAUCCUUGGUCACAUGGUUUGUGUAGUUGUACAAAACAAUGUGAUGAAACAUGUUAUGGUAUAUGGUGUUAUCCUUGUUUUAUUUGUCAUCUAACUUGGCGUAUGAAUGAAUCAUGCUGGAUAACUUGUUGUGUACCUGGUUCUUUAUCUAUUUUAAGAACCAAAAUUAGAACAGCAUUUCGUAUAGAAGGCUCGUAUUUCUGUGAUUUUUGUGUUGCUGAAUGUUGUCCAUUAUGUGCAGCAUUACAAAUGGCUAAUGAAUUACAUUUUCGAAAAGUGAUGCGUUAA
Rotaria sp. Silwood2 is the source of this 411-nucleotide messenger RNA. NCBI's taxonomy places the organism in Eukaryota, Metazoa, Rotifera, Eurotatoria, Philodinida, Philodinidae. The record is from the annotation of a GenBank genome assembly.